This is a messenger RNA of Opisthorchis viverrini, 1434 nucleotides long. RefSeq lists its product as hypothetical. NCBI's taxonomy places the organism in Eukaryota, Metazoa, Platyhelminthes, Trematoda, Opisthorchiida, Opisthorchiidae. Bases 32 to 1117 code for a protein of 361 amino acids. The record is from RefSeq and is a predicted model, not a curated record. The transcript has 2 exons.
GCCAAGUUGUAAAUUGCUUGUUUCGACCUCAAUGUGUUCCCGCCCUUCCGCUUCUCGACAUCGUAAGCAACGGUUUCCACGUUUGGACCGGAGACGCUCCUAUGGGAAUCCGUAUUUACGAGCAAGUCCAUUAGCCGAUGAUUGCGUACUCUCGGAGGAUGAACACCUCUUUUCCGUUAACAAGCGUUUUGCACCCGUCCAUAAACCUCACGGAUCCGUCGAGGCUGCUGCAGUUGCUACCGCUCCCCUAGGUAAUUCUUCUCCGACGGCUGAUACGCACGGGGGUUCCUUGCCCGUUGGUCGUGCGGAUAGGCGAGCCAGAGAUGAACACAACGAACAAGAGCGUAAUCGAAGGCGUGAAUUGGCUGUCAUCUAUGAGCUUAUCCGCUGCAGUUUCUCAGAAGAUGAUUUACGCUAUCUUUAUCCAUGCAAUACGCCAACUUCCAUCGAAAAAAUGUCCUAUCCCCAGGUGCUUCAUGUGGCUUACCAUUUACUCCGAGAGGAACAACACAACCUAAUAAUGUUCGAGCGUACUUUAAACGAUAUCAGGCGAAUUGAGAAGGAGUUCAACCAUGCCGGUAUUCCGCUUCCAGAGCGACCGUCUCUUCCAUCCAUCACAGAGACGUAUCUGAACAUAACUGAAGCUGUGGAUAAAAUCUUGAAGUAUGAUAAAAGUGCUCGCGCAUUUGGUGGCGUUUAUGAGGUCACUCCCGCAGAAAGAGCCGCUCUUGGAGACCGUCAACUUGCUCCUCUGUGUCCGCGAUCCAAUCCCGUACGUCACAACCCAAUAAAACUACCGACUCGGUUUUCUAGACUGAAUUCACACUGUGUGCGACAGUCAGUUCGGUCUACCCAUAAACCUAGACACUCUGAGUUUCCUAGGCUUACCUAUGAUGAGGAAAUGUCGAGGUGGGACAAGAUGGUUCCAAAACUCAGGAGAUCUUCGUCGUCGGCGUCGAUUACUCGUCAGACGAGCGAUUCCGAGGCAUCCUACCUGCAGGAAUAUUCAGCUGCACGAUAUGCUUGCAAACCAGAAGAUGCAGUGUCGCUUGUUUUUGGAGACAGCUGUGUACAGCCGGAGAACGACUCAGUCGUUAUAGAUUUUUUACCACAGUGAAAUGUAUUACUCGGAGUGAUGUAUGUUGCCCAUUCUCGCUACUCGAGUUAUGGUACUUCCCUUCCUGACUUACCGCGUUACUCCUACUUUAUUCUAUUUCUGUCCUGUAAACCUUGAUAUUCGUGCCCCACUGCUAUCGCCACCGACCUUCUUAUAUUCAUAUUCCUUGAACCGCUUUUCAACUGCAUUUGUACUGUUAUGUGUGAUAUUUAUUUUCACCGACUCCUGCUUGCCAUUUGUUCAGUAAGGCCAUCCUCAUGGUUGUAGUUCUUGUUUUUGCCUCGUGAAUAAGAAACGACCUACGAUUUGGAAGACAC